AUUACCAAAUCUGAAAUGGUAUCAGAGCCGCCAUAAAUACAAACCCUAAAAUAUCCAAUCAUCUCCCAUGGCUGCGGACAAAAGCGACGGAUCGAAAAAGGAGGCAGAAUCCGUUGAUUCAAACUCACCCUAUUACAUCCAUGCCUCGGAUUAUCCAAAACAGAUGCAAGUUAACGACGUCCUCACUGACAACAACUACAGCGAUUGGGCUCAAGAAAUGAUGAAUUUCUUGUUCGCCAAAAACAAAAUUGGAUUUAUCGAUGGAUCAAUUUUAAAACCCGAGAAGACAGACCCAAAAUAUAUGUUGUGGAUGAGGUGUGACGCCAUGGUAAAGGGGUGGCUCACAACUGCAAUGGAGAAGGACAUUCGCAGCAGUGUCAAAUACACCAACACAGCCUCUGAGAUGUGGAACGAUCUUAUGGAAAGAUUUGGGAAAGAAAGCGCACCAAGAGCAUAUGAGCUGAAACAAUCACUCACGGUCACUCGCCAGGAUGGAGCUACAGUCUCAGCAUAUUUCACUAAAUUGCGGGGACUGUGGGAUGAAAUCCAAUCUGCUCUGCCCAUUCCACGCUGUUCUUGUGGAGGGUGCACUUGUCAAAUUGGGAAGAAACUUGUUGAGCUCCACGAAAAGGAGAGGCUGUAUGAAUUCUUGAUGGGACUUGACAUGGAAUUUGCAGUUAUACGAACUCAGAUUUUAGCCAUAAAACCCUUACCGAGUCUGAGUAAUGCUUAUCACCUUGUUGCCGAGGAUGAGAAACAACGACAAGUUGCCAUCUCCAGAAACUCGUCCCAGGAAGUUGCAGCCUUUCAAGCCUUUGAGCCAACAAGGCGCGACACACAGCAACAGAAGAAACCAUGGCACAAAGGGGACAAGAAUGUUUUCAGUAAAAGAGGUGAGCACUGCAACUUCUGUGGACGAGAUGGACAUAACCGUGAGGGUUGUUUCAAGAGAAUCGGAUACCCAGAUUGGUGGCCAGGAAAAGGGAAAGAAAAAGAAGGCCUCAAGCCCAAGGUGGCUGUUGCAGAGAUGAGCACCAGUUCCAUAUCGGGCUUGACGGAGGAACAAUACAGGAUGUUCUUGAGGCACUUCAAUGAGGGCAGCGGUCUCACAAACGAAGAAGUUUCCCCCAUAGCCAACAUGACAGAGUUUGAAAUCGAGGAACUUGAUUGGGUCGGGUAGGUGCAGUGGAGGCCUUUACCGAAUGAGGGAAAUGAAGGGAAGAAAAGCUUUUGCAGUUG
Messenger RNA from Cuscuta campestris, 1239 nucleotides. The record is from the annotation of a GenBank genome assembly. Lineage: Eukaryota; Viridiplantae; Streptophyta; Magnoliopsida; Solanales; Convolvulaceae.